Papaver somniferum (opium poppy) is the source of this 354-nucleotide messenger RNA. Its product is annotated as egg cell-secreted protein 1.2-like. The record is from RefSeq and is a predicted model, not a curated record. The transcript has a single exon. Bases 1 to 354 code for a protein of 117 amino acids. NCBI's taxonomy places the organism in Eukaryota, Viridiplantae, Streptophyta, Magnoliopsida, Ranunculales, Papaveraceae. Gene Ontology annotation, biological process: double fertilization forming a zygote and endosperm.
AUGACUCCCAUCAACAGCAACUUGGUUCUUCUUCUGUUAGUGAUUUCAGCUCUUAUGGUCAUCAGUACAACAACAUUAGUAUCUGCAAGGGAAGUGCCAACAGCGAUUCGUUACCCAGGUCACAACUUAGCAGCUCGGAUCAAUGCGGAUGACGGUGGUGCUGGCAUGGUUGAGUGCUGGAAAGCACUCUACGAGUUAAGAUCUUGCACUAACGAAAUCAUACUUUUCUUCAUGGAUGGCGAGAUGUAUCUAGGUCUUGAAUGUUGUAGAGCUAUCCGUAUCAUAACUCAUGACUGUUGGCCUUCUAUGCUUACUUCCGUAGGUUUUACAAACAAAACUAGAUAUUCUAGGUAA